AUGCGCUCCAGCAUCAUACUUCUUCUCUUCUUCUGCGUGCAAUGUGUGUCUCCUGCUCCUGUCAAAGUUAAACGGGAGGUGUCUGAUACGGAUCGAAAAACGGUUCUUGAUUUGAUUAAUAACGAACGCCGUAAGAUUGCCCAGCAUCUCAUGAUAGCAAAUAUGAAUGAGCUGGCUUACGAUGUUGGAUUCGAAAAGAUUGCUGAAGGGAUGACGUGCCAAACGCAAGCAAAUGGUGCUAACUACAUGGUUGCAUCCUUCCCUGAUGAUACAGGAUUGAAGAAAAUUCUGGAAGUUCCACGCACUCAACAAGAAGAGGCGAGUAAAAAUCUAAUGGGUGGCAUGCUUAUACCGGAUCAGACUAAAUUUUCCUGCGUUGGUCUAGAAGAACCGUGUACUGGUCCCGGAGGAACUAUUCGUGUCAGAUGCGUGAUUGGACCAAAAACUGUUUUUCAAACCUGGGAUUUUAAAAAAGGAGUUGCUGGAUCCCAAUGCCCAAGUGAUAGAGAGGCAGCUGAUGGACUGUGCAAAGCAAAGAAUGGAGCUGAAUGCCUGAGUGGAAACGUAAUCACAUCGUCAAUUAUCGUGUUCUUAAUUUCUUUGUACGUCUUCUUGCAAUGA
Caenorhabditis remanei is the source of this 621-nucleotide messenger RNA. RefSeq lists its product as uncharacterized. The transcript is spliced from 4 exons. Lineage: Eukaryota; Metazoa; Nematoda; Chromadorea; Rhabditida; Rhabditidae. Bases 1 to 621 code for a protein of 206 amino acids. The record is from RefSeq and is a predicted model, not a curated record.